CUCUGAACUCAAACCCAUCACACCUGAGAGAACUGAACCUGAGCUGGAAUCAAAUAAAAAACACAGGAGUGAAUCACUUAUGUGACGUACUGAAGGAUUCACACUGUAAACUGGAGAGAUUGAGGUUAAGAUACUGUUAUAUAACAGAUGAAGGUUGUUCUGCUAUGGCUUCAGCUCUGAAAUCAAACCCAUCACACCAGAGAGAACUGAAGCUGAGCGGGAAUAAACUUGGAGACUCUGGAGUGAAAAACCUCAGUGAUCUACUGAUGAACACACAAUGCAAGCUGGAGAAACUAGAUCUGUAUAGAUGCAGUAUUACAGAGAAACA
Messenger RNA from Sinocyclocheilus rhinocerous, 328 nucleotides. Its product is annotated as ribonuclease inhibitor-like. The record is from RefSeq and is a predicted model, not a curated record. NCBI's taxonomy places the organism in Eukaryota, Metazoa, Chordata, Actinopteri, Cypriniformes, Cyprinidae. The transcript has 3 exons. The annotation marks the transcript as partial. Gene Ontology annotation, molecular function: protein binding.